This is a messenger RNA of Colletotrichum spaethianum, 216 nucleotides long. Its product is annotated as fumarylacetoacetate hydrolase domain-containing protein 2. Gene Ontology annotation, molecular function: catalytic activity. NCBI's taxonomy places the organism in Eukaryota, Fungi, Ascomycota, Sordariomycetes, Glomerellales, Glomerellaceae. Bases 1 to 216 code for a protein of 71 amino acids. The record is from RefSeq and is a predicted model, not a curated record. The transcript is spliced from 2 exons.
AUGAUCUUCGGUAUCAAGAAGACAAUCUCUUUCCUGAGCCAGGGCACUACCCUGCUGCCAGGAGAUGUCAUUUUCACAGGAACCCCUGAGGGCGUCGGCAUGGGCCGCAAACCCCAGUUGUGGCUGAAGGACGGGGACGUUGUCGAGGUUGGUCUUGAAAAUGUAGGCUCUUGCACCAACAAGGUGGAGUUUGGCAAGUUGAAGUCAAAGAUCUGA